AUGUGGACCACAACCUCCGGCUUGCGGGGCAAGAAGCUCCAUCUCGCCAUCACCUUCACAUCCGUUGUCGGUUUCUCACUCUUCGGUUAUGAUCAGGGUUUGAUGUCCGGUAUCAUUUCCGGUCCCCAAUUCACCUCCGAGUUCCCUCCUCUCUACGGUGAUACUGCGCAUGUUGCCGUCUUGCGUGGUGCUGUCACCUCCUGUUAUGAGCUCGGUUGUUUCUUUGGCGCUAUCUUCACUCUCGUCUACGGACAACGUAUUGGUCGUACUCCUCUCCUUGUCGCCGGUGGUAUUCUCAUGAUCCUCGGCACAGUUAUGUCCACUGCUGCCUUUGGUCCUCACUGGGGCUUGGGUCAGUUCGUUAUUGGACGUGUCAUCUCUGGUAUCGGAAACGGCAUGGAUACCGCUACCAUUCCUGUCUGGCAAUCUGAGUGCUCGCGCGCCCACAACCGUGGUUUCCUCGUCUGCUUCGAGGGUGCUAUUAUUGCCGUCGGCACGUUCAUUGCAUACUGGAUCGAUUUUGGACUCUCGUAUGUCGACAGCUCUGUCCAGUGGCGGUUCCCCGUUGCUUUCCAGAUCCUCUUCGCUAUCUUUGUCACUGCUGGCGCUCUUAUGCUGCCUGAAUCUCCUCGUUGGUUCGUUAUGCAGGGUCACGACCAGGAAGCCCUCCAGGUCCUCGCCCAGCUUAACGAUAGUGAAAUCGAUGCCGAGGAUGUGCUUACCGAUUACAAUCUUAUGAAGGCUGAUCUGAAGGCCCUCGAGGGUAUUGAGGCUAGUAGCUGGGGUAUUCUGUUCACUGGCGGCAAGACUCAGAACUUCCAGCGUAUGAUGAUCGGUUGCUCUGGUCAGUUCUUCCAGCAGUUCACUGGUUGUAACGCGGCUAUCUACUACUCCACUCUGCUGUUCCAGCAGAACUUGCACAUGGACGGAAAGCUUCCCUUGAUUCUGGGUGGUGUUUUCGCUACCGUUUACGCCAUUGCCACUAUCCCCUCCUUCUUCAUGAUUGAGAGGGUCGGUCGUCGCAAUCUAUUUUUGAUUGGCUUCCUUGGUCAGGGUCUCAGUUUCAUUAUCACCAUGGCCUGCUUGAUCGACUCGAACGAGCAGAACGCUAAGGGUGCUAUCGUUGGUAUCUUCUUAUUCAUCUGCUUCUUCGCCUUUACUACGCUGCCUCUGCCCUGGAUCUACCCCCCGGAAAUCAACCCCCUCCGCACCCGUACCAAGGCCGCUUCCGCCUCGACCUGUGUGAACUGGAUCACCAACUUCGCCGUCGUCAUGUUCACUCCCGUGUUCUCCAGCCAUUCCGACUGGGGUAUCUACCUCUUCUUCGCUCUCGUCAACUUCGUCGCCAUCCCCUUCGCCUGGUUCUUCUAUGCUGAGACCGCCGGCCGUGAUCUCGAGGAAGUCGACAUUAUCUUCGCCAAGGCUCAUAUCGAGGGCAAAUGGCCCUACCAGGUGGCCCAGGAGCUUCCCAAGCUCACUUUCGCCCAGAUCACCCAGAUGCAGACCGAGCUGGGUCUCGAUAUGCCCGACCACCAGGUCAACUCUGAGGCCGAGAAGGUCGAGAUCGCCAUGAGCAGCGGCAGCGAGACCAAGCACUCCGAUUAA
This is a messenger RNA of Penicillium paradoxum, 1605 nucleotides long. Its product is annotated as Major facilitator superfamily domain general substrate transporter. Gene Ontology annotation, biological process: carbohydrate transport; transmembrane transport. Gene Ontology annotation, molecular function: carbohydrate:proton symporter activity. The record is from RefSeq and is a predicted model, not a curated record. Lineage: Eukaryota; Fungi; Ascomycota; Eurotiomycetes; Eurotiales; Aspergillaceae. Gene Ontology annotation, cellular component: membrane. The transcript has a single exon. The coding region runs from base 1 to 1605 and encodes 534 amino acids.